AUGGAGAGGGCGGAGAGAAGGCCUGCUGCUCCCACAGCUGAUCCCGCAGGGGCUGUUGCUGCGGCGUCUUCAUCGGCAGCCUCCGCAGCAGCAGUAGCAGAACCAGCAGCAGCAGCAGCAGCAGCGAAAAUGGCCAGCAAUCGUCCUGCGCCGCGUUCUGAGUCGAGCCAGCAAAAGCCCGGGCAGAACGAGGAGAGCAAUAAUGACAGGCGUGGCACUAGAGGCAGCAGCAGCAGCAGCAGCAGCAGCGACAGCAACAGCAGCAGCAGCAGCGGCGACAGCAGCAGCAGCACAAGGCGGCCGAUAUCUUUUUCUGUUGCGCCAAGCGCUUCUGAUAAAGGCUGCUUACAGUGCAGGCAGGCCACAACGGCAGCAGCUGCAGGAGCAGCAGCAGCAGCUGCUGCUGCUGCUCCGGAACUGCUGCAAAGCGUCAGUGACAGCAGCUCUUCUGCUGAGCCUUCGACUUUACCUUCCGCUGCACCCGGUAACCCUGGCGUUGAAGGUCAGCGCUUCGAGCUAGCUCACCAGGAGCCAGAAGCAGCAGCAGCAGCAGCAGGUACAACAGCAGCAGCAGCAGCUGACACUGAUGUUCCUGAAGAGGCUGAAGAGGCGGAGGCGGAGGCCCCAGCAGACGAGUCAGUGACUCUCGCCAACUUCAUGCGAGGGGGUCGCAGCGCUGCAGCAACAGCAGCAGCAGCAGCAGCAAGACGACGGCGCCACCCCGAACUAGCAGCAACAGGGUGGGAGCCUGCACAGCCCCCGACGCAAGCUGGCGCCUCCAGAAGCAGCAGCAGCAGCAGCAGCAACAGCAACAGCAGCAGCAGUGCGAUUGCUGCGCUAGCUAGCGGCGCCCCAGUGCUCGCCCCGGGGUGCGUGGUGGCAGCAGCACGGCAAGCAGCAGCAGCAGCUUCGGAAGCAGCAGCAGCAGUGGCGUCGCUGCAUGCGGGGCAGCUGUCUUUGCUGCCAGCUGCGAGUGCAGCAGCAGCAGGAGCAAGAGCUUUGCUGCCGUCUGCUGCUGCUGCGCGGGCCCACCGCAGCAAAAGGAAAAGACUAAGAGAACGCAAGACCAUUUUGUCCGAAGCUGACUGGGAAGCAGCACUUAGUGCUGUCAUAGAGAAAACUUACUAUCCUGAUUUGCCGCUGCUGCGGCUGCUGCAGCAGCUUCUGGCAGCAGAAGGCGAAGGAGACGAAGCAAAAGUGGCCAGAAUUGCGCAGCAGAUCUCCACCCUUGCUGCUGCCACUCCUGUGCACCUGCAGUCGGCGAAGAGGCAACAGUGCGCGCUGCAGCUGCAACUGCAGUACGAGCAGCAGCAGCAGCAGCGGAAGCAAGAGCGGGAACGGGAGCAGCAGCAGCUGCAGCAGUCGGAAGAUGAUGAGCGGGAAGCACGCAGGAGGCACAGCACCGCGGAGUCGCCUCAGCAGCAGCAGGGAGAGCAGCAGGAAGAACAGAAGCAGCGAAAGCAGCAGCAAGGACAGCAGCAGCAGCAGCAAACUGAUGACGAUGAAGAUGAUGAUGAGCCUGUUGUGCUGAAGCAUGUGAAACGAAGUGGCCAAGCGCGGCUGCAGCAGGAAGUAAUCGACGUGGACGCCAGCAGCAGCAGCAGCAGCAGCAGCAGCAGCAGUGACUCUGAAGAGGACGAAGAUGGCGUUGCUGGAGGUCUUCUCGACGCGGAUGAACUGAGGAAGCAGCAGGAAGAGCAGCAGUUGCUGCGGCAGCAGCAGGAGGACGCAAAGCAGGCUUUGCUGCAGCAACGGGAAGAACUGCAGCUGCAGAUGCAGCUGCAGCAGCAGCAGAAACGGAAAGCCAGAAUAGGCGUCGAUGAGUUCCUUGAAAUGUUCACAUCCGAAGACCUACAGAGUGCGCAGCAGCUGCUGCAGCAGCGAGAGGAGCGCCUGCAGGAUAAACGAAAUGCUCUCUCGGAGCAGCAGCAGCAGCACAACAGCAGGCAGCUGCUGCUGCAGCAGCACACAGUUGCAGGCAGAACUGUGCCAGAGGGCCCUGCUGUUGGCUUCCAUCCGGGCCUCACGCGUCUUUUUUUUAAGGGGGUCGAUGGUGAAGAAGAUCCUCGGAAUCUAAUGCCAAGAGGGGAGCUACGCGCGGAGUGCACGCGUUUUACGACGCUGCAGCGGGAGCUGCAGCAGCAGCAGCUGCGGCAGCAGCUGCAGCUUCGUCGGCAGCAGCAUCUGAAUGUCGAGCAGCAGCACAUGCACCAAGUGGUGCAGCAAGGCGCCUUCAGGCCGCCUCCGCAGCAGCCAAAAGAAAGAGAAUUUCAUCUGUCAGGGCAGCAGCCAAAAGGCUAUUCUUUCGUCAGCUCUCCUGUCACUUUGCCUGCCAAGAGAGCCCAGGAGCCUUCCUCAAGCGAGCUCACAUGGGGCUCGCUGCUCAGCACGCCAGUGCUGGUGCAGAUAGGCGCGACGACUCCCUGCAUAUCUUCUGCUGUUAUGGGCGACGCGGCGCCACUCAAGAGAGACUUCGUGGGCUUUCAAAUGCCGGAGCCUGCGGGCAGGGAAGCAGCAGCGCUGCGGCUGCAGCAGCAGACAGCGGAAAAGCACCACAGGAAGCAGCAGCACCGGCACACGCUGAUGGAAGAAGCAGCAGCAGCAGUCGCCGGCAGCAGCAGCAGAUGCGGCAGCACCGUUUUUGGGGAGCGCAGCCUCAGCGGCAGGCGAAGUGAGACCAUCUCUCUUGCUGCUGUGGCCAUGCGGAGGCUCGUGAGAGCCCGCAGCAGCUCGGCGGCCAAAGGCAACAGCAGCAGCAGCAGCAGCAACGCGCAGAUUGCUGCACUGAUGCAGUCGCCGCUUCUGCAGGCGCUCUCAGGCAGAGUUGUUCCCCAGGGAGGACUUGAUUUGCAGCUGCGGGCUGCAUACGCCCGGAAACGUAGGGGUGAGUUCGCGCAGCAGCAGCAACAGCAGCAGCAGCAGCGGGAGGGGCAGCUGCUGUGGGGAGAUGCAGGUGUCAGGGAGCUUAAAGGGUGCGUUUGUCGUUGA
Messenger RNA from Eimeria tenella, 2988 nucleotides. RefSeq lists its product as uncharacterized. The transcript has 3 exons. The coding region runs from base 1 to 2988 and encodes 995 amino acids. Lineage: Eukaryota; Apicomplexa; Conoidasida; Eucoccidiorida; Eimeriidae. The record is from RefSeq and is a predicted model, not a curated record. Gene Ontology annotation, cellular component: catalytic step 2 spliceosome.